Molecule: messenger RNA, 1704 nt
Organism: Plasmodium coatneyi
Lineage: Eukaryota; Apicomplexa; Aconoidasida; Haemosporida; Plasmodiidae
Exons: 8
Coding region: 1-1407 (468 amino acids)
Biological process (GO): positive regulation of transcription by RNA polymerase I; rRNA processing
Cellular component (GO): nucleolus
Molecular function (GO): protein binding
Source: RefSeq, a predicted model, not a curated record
AUGUCGUACUUCCAGCCAGUAAUAUUGACCCAUAAGAAAAGAAAGACCAAGGAAAGCAAUAAUUUCCUAUUCGACUUUAAAGUCUUGAGCUCCGGAACUGACAAGGGAUGUGUCAAGUCGAUAAGCAUUUGUAACAAGUUCAUUGCGAUUGGUUGCAGCAAUGUGGUCAUCCUGAACAGCAUAACGGGAGAAAGCUUAGGUAAGAAGUACCAGUGUCAGGGCGGUAUUAGUAAACUGAAGUUCCGAGAUGAUGAAAUGCUAGCAGUUGGGUUAGAAAAUGGGACCAUAGAUCUGGUAGGAAUGUUUUGCUUUGGAAGAAUAAAAAUUCUGCGUGGACAUAAAUCAGCAAUUAAUGACUUAAUUUUUAGUUCCAAUUUUCAAACUUUAUAUUCUUGUUCUCGAGAUUUUACUAUAAAAAUAUGGAACAUAUGGGAAGGCGUCUGUGAGCGUACCUUAAAUUACCACAUUGAUAGUGUAACGAAUAUUUGUUUGCAUACGUUUGAUAGAAGUGGAGGAGGCGAUGAUCCCCAUUUAAUCAGCUGCAGCUAUGAUGGUUAUGUGUAUUUGUAUAACAUAAGUUUGAAGAAGAAGGUCAACCAGAUAGAGUUAGACGAACCAAUUGACUGUUUAAAUAUUUUUCAAAAUAAUUACAUCGUUUUAUCUGUGAAGAAUGUAAUUAAAUUUUACAAAUUGGAGGAUCUUGAAUUUGUGAAAAAUGUGACAAUUUCCACGAAGACUUGUUUCUACUUGGGUAACUUUAAGGAUUACCUUGUGGCGGCCAGUUUGGAUUUGUCUGUAUAUUUCGUGGAUCCCUUCUACAAGGGCAAGGAGAAAAUAAAAGUCGUGAGCAUUGCUAAUUUUUUGAGUCCCCCUAAAUCGGUUGACUUUUCGAAUGGAGUACUAGCCCUGGGAGAAAUGAAUGGCAGAUGGCUUAUCGAGGUGUACAACGAGAAGGGGAAGCAGAAAAAACAGAAGCGAAAGGAGAGGGGCCCUCUGGUGGAUAUUCCGGAGACGGUUCAAUUUUUCACUAGCCCAGAAGUAAACAACCUUAUAAAGAACUUCAAAUAUCAUGAUGCCCUCAUGUUCGUGAUAAAGCACAACUGUGACGCAACGCUGUCCCUGUUGGACUACUUCUCCAAGCACAAAGUUAUGAUCCCCGCAUGUCGAACAUUUUCCAUCGAGGACACCAUCAAAGUGUUAAACUUUUUCAGAAAAAGAUUCGUAAUUCACAUUUUAAUGUUUGAGUUUUUCUUUUGCUUUUUCCACGUAAAUAAGUGGAUUGCCACAACGAGGGAUCCCAAAGUGUUGGACGAGCUGAACAUCUUGAGAAGGGGCUUUGUGAACACGCAAAAUUAUAUGAAGUAUUAUCAGAAUUUAAAAGACAUCGCGGAUUUUCUGAAGAGCUAAAUGGGCGUCUUUUUGCACACAGGAGUAACUGCCUCUGCACGGUUGCGGCAUUCUGCGCAAUUGGCUUUGCCGUUACUAUGUUACUCUCUUUUUUAACGUAUUUGUUUGCUUUUUUUUUUUUUUUUUUUUUUUUCAUUUUGUUUGUGAUUACAGCACAAAUAUCAUUUGAGAAGGGCACAUUUUAUUAAAUCGUUGCAAUGUAGCCCCUUUUUUCAACACCAUGUUGUUUCCAUUUUUUUUAAUGACGCUUGUGCGGUUUUGUGGCCAUACACCAGGCGCACAAUAAUGUAUAACGAA